Tyto alba (common barn owl) is the source of this 3818-nucleotide messenger RNA. RefSeq names its product DNA excision repair protein ERCC-5. Gene Ontology annotation, biological process: nucleotide-excision repair. Lineage: Eukaryota; Metazoa; Chordata; Aves; Strigiformes; Tytonidae. Gene Ontology annotation, molecular function: DNA endonuclease activity; single-stranded DNA binding. The transcript is spliced from 16 exons. Gene Ontology annotation, cellular component: nucleus. The record is from RefSeq and is a predicted model, not a curated record. The coding region runs from base 299 to 3682 and encodes 1127 amino acids.
CCCUCGGGCCGGGCCCCGGGCGCCGCCGCCUCACCGCGUCCCCGGUGUGGGGGGCGGUUGUCUGGGACCGCGGCGGUCUCCGCAGGGAGGGGAGCCGAGGCUCCCCUAGAGCUGUCCGACCGCCGAGCAGCUGUAACGCUGCGCUGGACCGGAUUUUUAAAAGAUUUAUUCACGGAUCGCAGGCUGAGGGAAUCGUCUGGAACCGGCCCGAGCGGCUGCCGGGGCGCCCUCCCUUCCCCAGCCUAGCUCUCCUCGUUAUUCCUGUUUGCGGUUCUCUCAAAGCACGUAAGAAAGUACAAUGGGAGUUCAAGGACUUUGGAAACUGCUUGAAAGCGCCGGGAGACCUAUAAACCCAGAAAUACUAGAAGGAAAAAUUCUUGCUGUUGAUAUCAGUAUUUGGUUGAACCAAGCAAUAAAGGGAGCCAGAGAUCAUGGUGGUAACUCCAUACAAAAUGCUCACCUCCUCACUCUGUUUCAUCGACUCUGCAAGUUGCUGUUUUUCCGAAUUCGGCCUGUCUUUGUUUUUGAUGGAGAGGCGCCACUUCUGAAGCGACAGACCUUGGCUAAGCGAAGACACAGAAAGGAAGUUGCCAUCAGCGAUUCCAGGAAAACUACAGAGAAACUCUUGAAAACAUUUUUGAAGAGACAAGUUAUCAAAACUGCGCUUACAGGCAAAAGGAGUGAAGCUUUGCCCACUAUUAAGCAAGUUCGAAGAGAAAAAAUUGAUGAUAUGUAUGUAUUGCCUUCUUUAGAAGAUGAAGAGAAGAACAGCUUGGAGGAGGAAGAUGAAAAAGAAUGGGAAGUGAGAAUGAGCCAAAAAAUGAUGUUGCAGGAGGUGUUAUGUGAAAAUCCUCAUUCUGUAGAUAUUGAAUCAGAAGAUUUCAACAAGCUGCCUCCAGAAAUAAAACACGAGAUCUUAAAUGAUAUGAAAGAGUUUACAAAGCGAAAAAGAACAUUAUUUGAAGCGAUGCCAGAGGAGUCCAAUGACUUUUCCCAGUACCAGCUUAGGGGUUUGCUUAAGAAAAGCAACCUCAAUCGAUGCAUAGAAAAUGUACAAAAAGAAUUGAAUCAACAGCAGUCGGGUGAAAUUCAAACACAAUAUGAAAAUGAAGGUGGUUUUGUGAAAGAAGUGGAAUCUAGGAGAGUAGUCUCUGAAGAUUCUUCUCACUAUAUCCUAAUACAGGGUAUUCAAGCAAAGGAAGCUACAAGGAGUGACCUGGAAACUACUGCAGGAUCCUCAUCAAAAAUGCUUGAAUUUAUUAAAUCAAAUAAAAUCAAUGAAUCUCCUGCUAAUGUAAAGCUUGUCGCCUCUAACAAGUUGCAGACAGAGAAAGAUAACAACGUGGUGACAGCGCCACCCUCUCCUCGGACUUUGCUUGCUAUCCAGGCGGCUAUGAUAGACAGCAGCUCAGAUGAAGAACUGGUGGAUGAAGGCACAGGGCGAUUGAAUGUGGACCAGUCUGCAACAGAGGAGGGCAGUGUGUCUCCAAGAACACUGCAGGCAAUUCGGCAAGCUCUCAGUGAUGAUGGUAAAAGGGAGGAAGUUGUUACUGUUAGAACUGAUGGAGUGCUACCAGAAAGAUCAGAAGUGAAGGAUUUUCUGCUGAGUAGCUCAGAUGAGGAAGAUCAGCUUUCUGAAGUUAAGGAAAGAAAAAAAAUAGCUACAUCUACAAUUCAUUCGUCAAACCAGGUGAUUAUGCAAGAUGUUCAAUUUGAGCAAAAGUGUCAGGAGUUGGAAGAAAAUUGUAUUACACCCAAGGAUACCAGUAUACACAGAGCUGAAAGUUAUUCUUGUAUUGACAAUACUAGAAAGGGCAAAGAAGAUGUAGACCAAGAAGAAAAUGGUUCUAAAAUGAACUUAAAUUCUUCGGGAGAUAAGGAUAUAAACUUGUGCACACAGAAGCCAACAUGUUCCCCUGUGCAUACUAGUGAAGUGGCUUUGAUUCAUGCUGCAACAAUAGACCUUUCUAAAAAUGAGGAAAAUUUGAAAAUUUCUGAAAAUAUAGAGGAAGCGACUUCGCAGACAGAAGAGAAUUUAUCUGAAGUACAAAUGGAUAUUAGACUUUUUCCAGAAGCUAAAGGUCCUGAGGAAGAAAGAGAAGGAAUGUCACAGUCUGAAGACAGUGAUUCUGAUGCAGGAAGCUUUAUUGAAGUGGAUACUGAAAUCAAUAAUGAGACUGAGUUUCCUGCUAUAUAUGCUGAAAAACUGUGUGAUGAAACAGCAAUUCCAGAAGUGGAGACAGACAAACAUGAUAUUGUCACACAGGACUUGCUGAAGGAGUCUGAUGAAGCUCAGUUGACAAAUGAUCAGAAUGUGGAAGGAGAAAAUUACGGUGAAGAUGCAGCUGAUGAGUGGCAAGACAUCAAUUUGGAAGAACUAGAAGAACUAGAAAAUGACCUUUCUGCUGAACAGAAUAUGCUUCAGGCCCAAAAACAGCAGCAGGAACGUGUUGCUGCUUCUGUAACAGGACAGAUGUUCUUGGAAAGCCAGGAGCUACUCCGUCUGUUUGGCAUUCCAUACGUUGAAGCUCCGAUGGAGGCAGAGGCACAGUGUGCUCUAUUGGACCUUACUGAUCAGACCUCUGGGACAAUCACCGAUGAUAGUGAUGUUUGGUUAUUUGGCGCACGACAUGUUUAUAAAAAUUUCUUCAGUCAAAACAAAUACGUGGAAUAUUAUCAGUAUGUUGAUUUUCAAAACCAGCUGGGGUUGGACCGGAGCAAGCUAAUCAAUUUGGCAUACUUGCUUGGAAGUGACUACACUGAGGGCAUCCCCAAUGUUGGCUUUGUGACAGCGAUGGAGAUUUUAAAUGAAUUUCCUGGGCAUGGCGUGGAACCUCUCUUAAAAUUUGCUGAGUGGUGGAAUGAGGCUCAGAAGAAUAAGAAAUUGAGACCUAAUCCACGUGAUACCAAAGUCAAGAAGAAACUGCGGGAGCUGCAGCUUUCUUCAGGUUUCCCAAAUCCAGCAGUGGCAGAAGCAUACCUGAAGCCUGUGGUGGAUGAGACGAGGGGUUCCUUCACCUGGGGGAAGCCUGACGUGGAGCAGAUCAGAGAGUUCUGUCAGAAUCACUUUGGCUGGACUAGGACAAAGAUAGAUGAAAUCCUUUUGCCUGUGAUGAAACAGCUGAACUUGCAGCAGACUCAGCUUCGAAUUGAUUCAUUCUUCAGGCUAGCACAGUAUGAAAACCAAGCUAUUAAAAGUCAGAGACUGCGCAGAGCUGUGACUUGUCUGAAGAGAAAGGAAAAAGAAGCAGCCAAUGAAAUUCAGGAGGCCGCUGCUGUUACAGAGGUUGAACUUAAACAGCGGGAGGAAAGGAAAGGGGAAGGUACUGCAGGCUGCGGAAAUCAUCAGGCUGUGGCAACAGAAGGCCAAAGUAGAAAGAGAAGAAAACAUUCAGAUUCCAGAAAAGAACAUUUAUAUGGAGGUGGUUUUGUGGGGGGUUUGCAUCUUUCAGAAACUUCUAGUGACUCCUCAGUAGAGGAACUGGAAAGCAGAGAUUUAGGCAAGAGCAAAAAGAAAAAUGUCUCUGCAGUUGAGACAGCAGACCAUAAGGGGAAAAAGGGAUGCAGUAGCUCAAGUGAUGAGGAUGAAGAACUGGGAAAUGUGGUCAUGGUGACUGCCAAACCUGUGUUUGAGGGCAGAAAAAAGAAAUCGCGGAGAGGAAGAAAAAAGAAAAAGUCUUAAAAGAAUUAAAAAUAAAAGGGGGGGGGUUGGGAAAGAAAGAAGUCUUAAAAAAGACUCUGUACGUGUGCUUUAUAUGACUUAAGCUUUGUAAAUAUUCUAAUGAAUUUUAAAAUAAAUAAAAAAUAAAUUAUCCCUA